This is a messenger RNA of Lottia gigantea (owl limpet), 838 nucleotides long. RefSeq lists its product as hypothetical. The transcript is spliced from 6 exons. Bases 131 to 838 code for a protein of 235 amino acids. The record is from RefSeq and is a predicted model, not a curated record. Lineage: Eukaryota; Metazoa; Mollusca; Gastropoda; Lottiidae.
CAACGUAACAUCCAAUCCGUCAUUUCGAUUCUCCCCUGACUUAAUAGCGGCUUUAUUAAGGAGAGAUUUUUUAUUCAGUUUUUCGAGCGGAUUAUUUAACUUUUAUAAGAAUAGUAAAGUUUAAUACAGUAUGAAGAUUUCAACAUCCACCAUCACUUCCUGUUUCAUCGUCUGUCACAUUUUUACCAGCUUGGUAUCUUCAUAUGAUGAAAGGUUAGAAGAUUUAUUUGAAACGGAGGGUCUUUUACCUCUACACAAACCCCAAUCAGAACAGACUCGCGUUAAAUUGCCAACGAAAGAACCCAGCAUCAAAUCAACACCGUCGCCUUACAGACCGCCGAACCACCCAUCAUCACGUCAACGAGCGGAUAUGGCCGAUUUUCUCGAAUCUGAAGCAUUUGAAAAACCACUCUCUCGAUAUCGUCGUGCCAAUCCCGAUGAUAAUGUUGAAGGAUCAGGAGGUGACCCCGCGUCUACAACUUCUGCACCGACUCUCCAAUGUCACGAGGUGGUGUGUUCUGGACAAGAUUGUGUUUCAUCAUUUGAUAAAACAGAUACAUCUAAACAGUGCUUAUCACAAGGUUCAUGCUAUAUUAGAGCCAGAUAUAACGAAACGCUGAAAAUUUUACAGACAGUAGAAGCACGUUGUGAUGAAAGAUCAUUCUGUGAAUGGCAAACCAUUACUUUGGAUGAAUUUACAGAAGUGUCCAAUUGCUGCACCGACAAUCUAUGUAACGACCCAACACUAUUGGCCAGUAGUAGCUCAAAAUUCCAUCAGAAUACAGUUUUUCAAUUAUUAUUGUGCUUAAUGACUAUCUUGUUAAAUUCUUGUCGGUGA